Messenger RNA from Amyelois transitella, 6586 nucleotides. Its product is annotated as polyamine-transporting ATPase 13A3. The record is from RefSeq and is a predicted model, not a curated record. The transcript is spliced from 20 exons. The coding region runs from base 185 to 3604 and encodes 1139 amino acids. Gene Ontology annotation, molecular function: polyamine transmembrane transporter activity; ATP hydrolysis activity; ATP binding. Gene Ontology annotation, biological process: polyamine transmembrane transport; intracellular calcium ion homeostasis. NCBI's taxonomy places the organism in Eukaryota, Metazoa, Arthropoda, Insecta, Lepidoptera, Pyralidae. Gene Ontology annotation, cellular component: membrane.
GGUUCCAUACUUUGUCUGUGAUUUCCUUCAUGUUCACUCGUGUGAUGCGAGGAACUUGGAUUUCAUUGAAAUCUUACUCUUUAAUUGCAAUGAGGUAGCAUCAGUUACUUAUUUACUAAUCAAUAAUAUAUAAGUAAUAUGCCUUAAAGCUUUGUGUCAAAAUAAUUGAUCAGUUGUCGCGGUAAUGCUAAACAUGAACAAUGCAAUCGUUGCCAAUGAUGAAUAUGAAGUUAUUGGUGAAGCACAAUGGCAGGCCUUGGAGAACAAUGGUGAUGAGCAGAUGAUAAAGAUUUAUGGGCUAAAGUAUUCCAAAAUACGUGCCAUUCUAUUUCAUUCUGUUUGCAUAUUACUAUGUGGAAUACCUUACUUUAUUUUAGCCUCUUGUCCUUCGUACAACCGAUUAAGAUACACAAAAUGCAGUUUGAGAAUGGCUGAUGAAAUAUGCGUGAUUUGUUCUAGUGGCUCUUCAAUAGUAAAGGUAGAAGAAGUUGAUCUCAACCUGUCAAACCAAAGAGACAACAAACUGCGGUAUUUCAUCUACCAACACAGCCGCUUCAUCUGGCUUCAUGAUCAAGGUGUCUUCAUUAAUGUGCUGAUUCUCAAUGAAAAAAUUACCGUUGCUCUGUUGAUGGAAAAUUUGUCAGGCAUCAACAAGAGACAGCAGAAUGAAUUAAUCAAACUGUAUGGCGACAAUUCUGUAGAGGUUGAAGUGAAAAGUUAUUGGACCCUGUUUGUAAAUGAAGUCUUCAACCCAUUCUACCUGUUUCAAAUAUUUUCUAUUAUACUGUGGUCAUUGGAUGAGUAUUACCAGUAUGCUACGUGCGUCUUUAUUCUCUCGACAGUAUCAUGUAUGAUGGCGUUGUAUCAGACUAAGCAGAUGAGCAUAAACCUCCACCGAAUGGCGGGCAGCAUGAGCACGUUCACGGUGAGCGUGCUGCGGCCGACGCGCAGCGGCCGCGAGGAGUGCGUGGUGAGCGCGCGCCGGCUCGUGCCCGGCGACGUGCUGGCGCUGCCCGCCGACGGCUGCGUCAUGCCGUGCGACGCCGUGCUGCUCACCGGCACCUGCAUCGUCAACGAGAGCAUGCUGACAGGUGAGAGUGUUCCAGUAAUGAAAGGCCCGCCUUGUCCAUCGACUGAGAUAUACUCGACGGAAGGACACAAACGACAUACGCUUUUUGCUGGCACACAUGUUAUCCAAACCAGAUUUUAUGGCAACAAUCAGGUUCUCGCAAAAGUCGUUCGGACUGGAUUUUACACGGCCAAAGGAGAAUUGAUCAAGAGUAUAUUAUUCCCGAAGCCUUUUAACUUCCAAUUUUACAGAGAUGCCAUCAAAUUUGUUAUUUUCAUGUUCUGUAUCGCUGCAAUCGGUAUGGCUUAUUCUAUCUGGCUGUAUGUCUUGAGAGGGAGCAAAGCGGGCACCAUAGCACUCCGCACAUUAGACAUAAUAACCAUAGUAGUACCGCCCGCUUUACCGGCCGCCAUGACGGCUGGUAUAGUGUACAGUCAGCGGCGCCUACGCAAGAACAAGAUCUUCUGUGUCUCCCCACCACGCAUCAUUAUUUGUGGCAAACUGCAAGUCAUGUGUUUUGACAAGACCGGUACUCUCACAGAAGACGGACUGGAUUUUUACUCGGUCAUCCCGGCACAGUCUACCGAGAAGUUCGGCAAGUGUGUCGUGGAUGUAAAUGACUUACCCGCUAAGAGCCCCCUCAUACAAGCAUUGGCGUCCUGCCAUUCAUUGACGAGUAUUCAGGGACAACUGAAGGGCGACCCUUUGGACUUGAAGAUGUUUGAAUUCACUAAAUGGGUGCUAGAGGAGCCUGGUCCAGAAAACACCCGCUACGACAACCUGACCCCAGCGAUCGUGAAACCCGCCUCGAACCGUGACGAAAAUUUACAGAAUUUAGACGAUUACGACCCUUUUACUAUGGAAAUUCCUUAUGAGAUUGGUUUACUACGCCGCUUUCACUUCUCUUCAUCGCAGCAGUCGAUGGGAGUUAUUGCCAGAGUGCUCGGCCAACCACAAAUGGUUUAUUUUGUGAAGGGCGCUCCUGAAAAGGUGGCCGGCAUGUGCAAACAAGACAGUUUGCCAGAAGAUUUUAGCUCGGUCCUCAACGAAUACACUUCAAAUGGCUUCAGAGUGAUUGGUUUGGCUCACAAAAAGUUGGACCGCAAGAUGAAAUGGGUUGACGCCCAGAGAAUCAAAAGGGAGACACUGGAGUGUGACAUGAUAUUUUUAGGCUUUCUAGUCAUGCAAAAUAGCCUAAAACCGGAAACCACUCAAGUGAUCAAGGAGCUACAUGAAGCUAAUAUGAGACAAGUUAUGGUUACAGGGGACAACAUAAUGACGGCCAUGUCGGUGGCUCGCGGGUGUUUCAUGGUGCAGCCGCAUCAGAAACUGGUGCUCAUUACCGUCGACCACCAGCAGACCGAAACAGAUGCCAGACCACGACUUUGUAUGGAAGUUGUUGGAGAAGGCGGUCCUCCUAAACUACCAAUAGAUGCGUACGUUUUGGCGUUGGAAGGCAAAACGUGGGCAGUCAUCAGGAUACAUUACCCUGAACUAAUGCCAGCGAUAUUGAGUCGAGGGCUAGUGUUCGGUCGUUUCGGUCCUGACCAGAAAACCCAGCUGAUCACCGCGCUGCAAGGCGAGGGGCUGAUAGUGGGCAUGUGCGGCGACGGCGCCAACGACUGCGGCGCUCUCAAAGCGGCACACGUCGGCAUUUCUCUCUCCGAGGCGGAUGCAUCGGUGGCAGCGCCGUUCACUUCUCAAGAACAAAACAUCAGAUGCGUGAAGUUACUGGCACUAGAAGGUCGAUGUGCACUCAGCACGUCCUUCGCCAUUUUCAAAUACAUGGCUCUCUAUUCAUUGAUUCAGUUCAUUUCUAUCCUCAUUCUGUAUAAUUUCUACUCCAUCCUGGGCAACAACCAGUUCCUAUACAUCGACCUGGUGCUCACUACACUGUCGGCGCUGUCCCUGGGCCGCGCCGCGCCCGGGCCCAGCCUCACCACGGUGUCCCCGCCAGUGUCUCUGGUGGCGUUCUCCAGCAUCCUGCCUCUCAUCUCGCAGGUGUCUCUGACGCUGCUCGUGCAAUUAGCUGCGGUGUAUCUGCUGUACGAGCAGACGUGGUUCACUCCAGUAGAAGGCGGUCCGAAUGUGGAACAAGUGGUCUGCUGGGAGAACACAGUGCUAUUCAUCAUAUCUGCAUUCCAGUACUUAAUUAUGGCAUGCGUGUACGCCAAAGGAUGGCCAUUCAGGCAGCCGUUCUGUGCUAAUUAUGCAAUGGUGAUCACAUUGAUCACCCAGUCAGUGUUCGUGAUAUGCUGUCUUCUCUGCCCGUGGCAAUGGCUGGCAGAUCUCAUGGAGGUCAUAGUGAUGGACUACAGCAACCCUGAUCAGAUGCUGUUCAGAUUUUAUCUGCUGCUGUUGCCUGUGCUACAUCUCUUCCUGGCUAUAGCUAUUGAGGCUACACUAUCGGACACGGCGAAAAUAACCUCUCUAUUCCGUCUCCUGCGCCGCCGCUGUGCGACCGAAAAAGAAGAAGUCUCAGGGGACGCUGCCUGUCCCCUUUGGCCCCCACGCUCUCCCCACCACAUCUGCUGACGAUCAUACGACGUACGUCGUGAGUUAAUGCCUGUCCCUUGCAUGUUUUGAUCUCCAGCUUUUGAAAUCGAGAUUGUUAAACGCGCUGUCUAUUGCAUUUUAAAAUUGUCACUAUUUUAUAUGUUCAUUGAUUUCAUAUAAGCGUGCGGGGUUAUUCGCGAACGUUGAUUAAGGCAUUGCCUUAUUUUUCCUCUCUUAUCCUUUUCAACGGUAAUGCAUAGCCCUAGAAGUUGUAUGUAUAGACAAGUGCGGUAUACUGUCUUGCAUUUUGUUAAAAGUUGUCAUUUUGUUACGGGCAAAAUAUUAAUAAUUUUAAAGUAAUUAGUUUAAAAUUAUGUAUUUGUUUAGUUCAAUUCUCUAUAUACUUACGUUACGAUUAGUUUCACAACUUGACUGCCCCUUUAUAACUGUUUUGUAUAUUACAUCAUUGAUGAAUAGUGAAACAAGAAUUAAUUGGUAGCUAGAUAUCUGGAUGAAUUGAAUUUUAUGUAACAAACAUGAGCCUGGAAAAAAUGUCAUGUGUUAUUACAAAACGAUGACGAUUAUAAACAAGAUUUAAAAUUAUUUUAAGUGUGCUAUAGCCAAAAGGGUCACAACAAAGUAUUAUGUCUAAAUCUUGACAUUUAUUGUCAUCGUAUUGUAAUUAUUUUUAGAAAACAAACAUUUUAGAUUCUAUGACCGAAUGAAGUCCAAGAUUUCAAUAAUAAAUAUAGAAGGAAGUUGAGUAUUAUGCGGUUAUGAUCAAGGUAUGGCUGUGAUUUCAUAUGAAACACUAUUUGAAUGGCGUUUUUGAAACUACAUAUUUAAAGCAAUGUCAAUGUUUUCUCAAGAUCAGUUAAUUAUGAAAUGAGACGACGCGACACUGUGAAAUAUUUUUCUCUAUCCCUUGGGCGUUUUUUCAUACUUAUCCCAUGAAAAACAACUCUGACGCAUCACGUCUUAUCACAAGCGUUCAGAGUUCUUCAACUUUAGAAUAUAUUUCUUAACAUGUUUUCUAAAAGUAGACACAUCAAAAAAUAUGUAAUUUUGCAUUGUUGUUAUGUUACCAUUAAACUGUGAAUGUUUUUAUUGACAAAACUAGUUUUCUCGAAUAAAAAUAUCAAUACUAUAUCUAAAACAUGUCCAGUCAGCUUCUAACUGUGUGAUAAGUAAAAUAUCACGUUAUAGAUAUAAUGAAUAGUGAAUUAUCUUCCCAGCGGGUUACCUUUUAUUUAGAUAAAGUUCUAUAUUUAUUUUAACGAUUAUUGUAUUAGAUAUUAUUGGAAAAUGCUUACUCCCCCUAAAUUAUACAUUAGUACUUAGGUAUUGAUAAGUGAAUUAUACUUUGUAAAUAAAUGAAUCGUCUGGAUUUUGUGUGGUAUAGAAAAGAAUACAUAGUGAAAUAUGAUUUGCAUUUUCUAACUUAUUCAGUACUUAAGUUAGGCAGUGAUGGAUCAUUGUGCUUGUGAUUAUACUUAAUGCUUUUAAUUUUAUUGAAUAGUUGUGUUAAUAUUGAUUUUCUUUUUCGCCAAAACCUAUGCUUCUAUGUUUGUUACUAUCCAACGCAAAUCGCGUAUUUUAACAUAAUUAGGUAAAUUGUGCUGAAAGUUUAGUAAAAACAUUUGAUGAGUUAAAAAAAGACAAUUGUCUUGAUUUAGGACUUUUGAAUGUGAUUGUCACUAUUGUUGUAUUGGUGUUAAAAUUUUCGUUAAAAUCGUCGCCUAGAUAUGCGUUACUUAAUUUUGUAAAACUGGCAAAAUAUUUUUUAUCGUAAAAUCAAUAUACCUGCUACGUACUUAGUGUUGUAAUUGCCAAAGUAAAUUUGUUCCUGGACUUAUAUGAUUAAAUUUGUAUACAUAUAUUUAAUCACGCAUCAUUCAUUUUUGGGUGAACUAAUCUUAAUUAGAAAAUAAUAGUCAAUAUUUAUUCGCAAAUGUAAUAUGCAUAUUAAAAUUACUUAUAGUUAAUUUCAUGUGCGUUACCAUUGUGAAUUUCGACUCAUAAUGACAUUUCUUUGAAUGUUUAUAUUUUAAAUGUGAUUUUGAAUAAACAAGAGAUAAUCCAAAUUUAAUGAGUCUCUCUAUUUCUAUUGAAAUUUUUUUAUUGCACAAUUAAAUAAGACAAAUUAACGAAAUUGACCCCACUUGACGAAAUUGAGUGAUUAUGACAUAUGUGGAGGUUUGUGAAAAAUUCGCACACCCAAUUUCGUAUUUUUUUUAUCUUAUUGUGCAAUUAAAUGUUGUCCGUUCAUUAAAUUUGUAUAUUUUGUUGUUUAUUCAAAAUAAUAUUUUUAACAAACAACAUUCAAAGAAAGUCAUUAUGAUAAUAUGAAAUAUGUUCUUGCCCCUUGCGGGAAUUUCAGUAUCGCACACGAAGUUGACAUCGCGUUAGCUUUAGGACCAUGCGUCCCGAAUGUACUACAAUAUGCAUACGUCGUACUUACAAUAAUUCUAGAUUUAGUGAUGUUUCGCCGCUUCGCAAUGCAUCGUAGUACUUAGUAUUCAUAGGUUCCUUAGACAAUGCAAUAUGGUUCAUGCCUUUAUACCAUUCCUUUUUUAUCUUAGUUCUUGUUUGGUGCUUCUUUUUAUUAUUAGUACUAUGUUAAGUUGGGCAUUAUCAUCCAAUCAGCGCUGAUGGAAGUUAAAUAUAAAGUCUAAAUUAAUAUGCAUCCAAUGCAAUUUGAUUAGGUAUAUAUGUCAUUAGUAAAUAAGAGAUACAACAGCGCUGAUCCAUAAUAAGGUAUUGUAAAUUAAUUUCAAUCCUUUUAGGAUACUGUCAAUAUUUUGAGCUAUGUAUUCCCUUUUUGAACUUGUUAUUUAUUGAACUGCAUUAUUGUGUUUCUUUUUAGCAUUUAAUAUAAUUGUCUAUAUUUAUAUUUCUCCAAUAUUUGGAACUUGUUGACUGUUUUGUGUCCAAUUUCACGAUAAUGUAGUUCGAUAUAAAAUUUUACUAAUAAUACGACAUUUUAGAUGGAUGUGACCAUAAAAUAAAUGUUUCAAUAAU